Giardia duodenalis is the source of this 4362-nucleotide messenger RNA. RefSeq lists its product as uncharacterized. The transcript has a single exon. The record is from RefSeq and is a predicted model, not a curated record. The coding region runs from base 1 to 4362 and encodes 1453 amino acids. Lineage: Eukaryota; Fornicata; Diplomonadida; Hexamitidae.
AUGUUCCAAGGUGAACUUGAGACUAAACUGCCCGGAACUGGGGGCGCAGGUGGGGCGUUAGCAUUUGCUAACGAAGCAACGAAGCCAAUACUACAAGAUGCCCCCCAACAAAUAUCCAUUACUAAGGAGCGCUCCCAGAAGCCUCGGGAUAACGUCAAGUCUACUCAAUUCACUCUUUCUCCUCAGAAUAAAAGUGACUGCACUUGGAGCUUUACCACCGAGGCUGCACAAGACCCAACACAGGAUCCGCCCCCAGGGAGUCAGAAAGUGCGGGAGUCCUUUCAAGGAGCCCGGCAUAUGCAAGGCAUGCCUCAGGGAAGCCAGCAGAAUGUGUCGCUCUUUAGCAGUGCACCGCAGGACAACCUUUCUUUUCCAAACUCCGCUCUUCCGAUGAUUUCGAUGGAAAUAGGCGGCAAUUCAGAACUUAUUAAUGAGUCUACUCCCAAUCAAGAUGUUACUGCGCCCCAGGCGGCGAUGGAGCCUGACCAGCAACAGGCGAUAAAAGACAUGGACGCACAGCUUCCAGAUGCAGCUGAACAAGAGACACAGCCCGGUAUUAAUUCCUCUCAGAGCGACAAUGUUGCUAGUCAGUCGGCACAUCAGCCUAUUGACGCUCCGCUGAAGACUAAUGUUAUUGAAAACGUAGCCCCCCUACCAGAGAAGGGUCCUGAGCUGCCUGACCCCCCUGCUACUCCAUCAGAGAAUAAACCCAGCGACAACAAGCCCGGGAAAGAGGGUCACAAGUCAAAGGAGACCAGUGGCGGCUGGGUGGACAAUAAGCCCAACAGGAAAAAUAGGUAUCACAAGAAGGAGACUGAGGCUGUCCGCCCCUCGGUACCGGCUCCUCCCCAACAAUCAUCGUUAGUUCAAAGUCAGAAACCCUUACCAGAGACUGCUGCUCCAAAAGACGAGGAAGCUCCAGCGGCUUUGCCAGAGCGUACAGCAGAGAUCUUUCCUGCUGUUUCUGUGGAGACUUUGGCCCCGCAGGCCGAACCCGAGCCUGAACCUGAGUCUAGCACAGCAGCACAUGAUUCCAAGCCUCCAGUGUACAAUGCCCGAAAGCACCAUGAAGAGAAGGCGAAAAUAGUGGAUUACAAGAAGCUGACAAGCCCAGGAGAACGUCGGGCUCCUCAGUCAGACUUCAUGACGCAUUUGCUUUCUCUUCUGGAGAGUCGCAAAGAGCUUUCUUCCUUCCAGUGCAGGGCGAGUGGCAUAGAGCUGAACUACAAGGAUGUUCUCGUUCGCCUGGACUCAGCGGUUGCAGAUCCUGUCGUGCACAACACAAGAAAGCAACUUUCAACCGCUAUGUUGCACUAUUUCGACGUGGCCAGGGCCGCUGACAUUGAGAAGUACCUCACCAACGAACGGGCAGGAGAUAUGCCCCAGAUUGUGAAGCUUAUGAUCAAGGGCGACGAAACCAACUUUGAACGCACGACUCUCCUUUCUAUCCGUGAUAAGCUGAACAAGAUCACCAAGGAAACUGUCAAGCAGGUGCAUGCAGAUGUUGUCAAAAUGAUACAAGAGAUACCGAACUUGGAAAAUCAAUACCAAAAGAUAUUCCUCUUUAAGGCGAUCUUCGACGAGAUCAUAGACAAGGCCUGUAUGGAGCCUAAUUUCGUCGAUGUGUACACUGACCUUCUCUUUGCCCUUCUCGAUAACCCGCGUGGCCGCACUGUUCAAGGAGACAAGGACACACCAGCUGGAAAGGAUGGCGAGCUCAGCAUAGCGACUGGUUUCUUGGAGGUUCUCCGUAUCUUCGCAGACCUUAAAGACGACACCAUGUUUCCCGACAUGAGGGGCUUUAGAGAGAUGGUUCAAAAGAACAAGGACAAGCUUGGAGACGACAAGCCACUCCGCGGGUUCACGGUGGGUUUCUUCCGGGAUUAUAUGUUGCGAGGAAACAUGGCUGAGGAGAUUAAAACAGGCCAGACACACAACCCAGUGUUUAAUGUUGAAGACACUGAUACUGACGAGGUCAGGAGCAUUAAGGAGCAGAACAAGCUCGUGCAUCUUUCCAAUAAUGUUAAGUUCCUCGCGUCCAUCUUUACCAAAGACUUACUUGAUUUUUACCGCAAAGAGCGGCGACAGCAGAAGCGCAUGAGUGAGAAGACAGGAAGCUCCUCAGCCUCCAUUACAAAGAAGACACCAACAAACAUGCUUCUUCCUAUAGCGCAGUUUGUGACACUGAUAUCCUUCCUGUUGCGGAGACAGUUUGACAAGACUAUCGACAAUUACUAUACACAGACUAAGAAUAAAGGAUCCAGCGACGAUAUUUCUCGUGCAAAAGAGGAAAUGAGGCGCGGGUUUCCAGAUAGAGGGUCUAUCACUAUUGACGACGUUGACCGUAAAACUUCUGCAUAUAAGAGCACUAUUGCUCGGCUUCAGGCGCUGACAGAGCCGCAGUAUAAGACUGCCUGGAGCUCAGAAUACAUGGAUCUUGUUAUCAUAAUUCUCCGGACAGGCGGGCUGGCAAUGGAUAACUAUGACCACUCGACAUACGAGUACACUCUUUACGUGUACUGUAUGGAUGUCCUGCAACUCCUUCUAGAAAAACAAGUAGUUGAGGUGCGCAUUCAGGUUCUUCUCACAGAGAUUCUUGAGGACAGGAGUGGUGGAUGGAAGAGCAUGCAAAAGACGCUCAACUAUGAAGCUGGUCCGGUGAAGCCCUCUAGACCAGAGCGGGAACCCGAUGAUGAUACGCCUGCUGCGGUCCGUGAGAACGGGCUUCGAUAUACAAUAGCCUUCAACCUCGGUUUUCUCAAUGCAAACAUUAGCAACAAGGAGGUCGACCUUUUCUCUGACGGGAUGAUGGAGAAGUGGUGUAGACAGGUCAAGCUUACGGCGCGCCGCAUGGUCUUUGACGGCUCCAUUAAGAUCAUGUAUGACGAGCUGCCCAAUCUCUUCCCUUCUCGUAGCGAAGGCGAGAUAGUAGAUCUUUACAGGGCAUUUGCCAGCGGUCUUGUCAGUGCGUACUCCACUACGACGAAGGAUAACCAACAGACAAACAAGGACGUGGUCUCGACGUUGGCAAGUCUAUUCAUAAGCGAUAAGAUACGGUUCCCCUGUCUGUUUCCAUCUGCAACGCGGGUGGAUCCAAGCGAUCCUAGAAGGGGGUAUGAGGGCAGCAUAGAGCCAAAGGAGUACCAGCUAGCCGUCGAGGUCAUGCAGCACUGCAUCGAGAGAGCCAUUCAAGGGACAAUAGCGGACAACGAGUUUGACUUUUCCGAGAGUGAAAUGGCUCUCCUCAGAGCAGAGUACACAGUAGAAAAUAACUAUAAACCAGAAAAGGCUUCAAAUAGGCGGGAGAAGGUUAAUGUCAUGUUGACCUCGACUAGAAAGACACCAUCUAAAGCUGUGCUGGAUCUAUUAAAGCAGAGGAAGUGCGGUCUUUUCGGCGAGCCCGACAUUGAAGGCCACGAGGAAGAGGCUGUAGACUUCCUCGAACAGAGUGCCCUGGACACCGUCGCAGAGAUCAUCUUCCGUACAAAAUAUCCAAUGAUUAAAUACGAAAACAUUGCCACUGGAUGUAUGCUUUAUGACAAGCUGCUUGGGCUGGCAAAAGGGGGCAAGCCUGUUGUCAGAGAGUUUCACACACAAACAAGCAUGCCGCACCUCGAGAAGUUCCUGGUCCACGAUCUGCAGCUUCCCACAAGCAUAUGCUUCCUGGUCUGUGAUGAAAUCAGCAGGGACCCGAGCUUUAUGCAGAAGUCCAUGAGUAAGCCAUCAAACGAGAACCCCCUCCUGAUAGGUAAGAUGGGCCAUAUACUUCUUGACCGUCUGUUCGCGGAUUUCUGUGAAAGGCUGGAUAAGGCCAAUAAGACUUCCCCACUUACACUUGCAGAGUCCCUUGCGGCCCAGCCCGUUCUGCGUGUCAGGCGGGUGAUUAUAGAGUCCAUGAAGAACGCACUUAAAAAGGCAGCGGAUCAGAACAAGGCGAUGAAGCUGAUGAUCGCUGCCGUCGUUUCUAAGGAUCUCAUGAAGUUGGAGGACUUUAAGGAGAUGGUGAAAGCAGAUAAGGCUAAGCGUUACGGAAAGACAUUUGCAGGGCUUGAAGAAGCCUCCCAGUGGGUUGAGACUGCAGAUGAAAGUGCCGUCACGAAGGUUCUUCAGCCAAAUAUAGAACUUAAAUCUACUACAAAGGAAAUGAACUCGGACAAAGUUCCUAAGGAGGGUACCAGUGGAUUUGAGAGACCUCAGCACCAUCGGGGCUCGGAUUAUCACAACAAGAGGGAUAGACAGGCUACCGGCGACCGAUUCAAUAGAUCGAGCUUUGACCGUGGCAGCGGUCACGGCAACGGACGCCAUCAUAACAACAACAAUAACAAUAGUAACAACAAUAGUAAGUAUGGAGGGCCGAAGUGA